AUGAAAAAGGAAGAUCUUUUAGAAACGUUUAAAUAUAAUCCUUUCGAAGUGAGGAUUUUGAAGGAAAAAAUCGACACUUCAACUACUACUGUCUACAGAUGCGGUCGACUUAUCGAUCUUUGUCGAGGACCUCAUGUCAGGCAAACUGGAAAAAUUAGGGCUUUGAAAGUUACGAAGAAUUCUUCUACUUAUUGGGAAGGGAAAACAGAUGCCGAAACUUUACAAAGAGUAUACGGAAUCAGUUUUCCCGACAACAAACAACUAAAAGAAUGGGAAAAAUUCCAAGAAGAAGCUGCCAAAAGAGAUCAGAGAAAGAUUGGCAGAGAACAAGAACUCCUCUUCUUUCACGAGCUCUCUCCUGGUUUCUGUUUCUUCCAACCCAGAGGUGCCCACAUCUACAACGCUUUGGUUGAUUUAAAAAAACUACAAGAAACGUGGUUUUCAAGAGGUGGUGUCUCCCAGCAUUUACAACGCCAAACUAUGGCAAAAUUCGGGACAUUGGGCUCAUUACGCUGA
Messenger RNA from Ceutorhynchus assimilis (cabbage seed weevil), 516 nucleotides. The record is from the annotation of a GenBank genome assembly. NCBI's taxonomy places the organism in Eukaryota, Metazoa, Arthropoda, Insecta, Coleoptera, Curculionidae.